AUGGCGUUCAAGUCGAUCCUCCUGGCUCUAGCUGCUUCAACGGCCGUCAACGCGCACUUCAAGCUCGCGUACCCCGAAUGGCGAGCUGAUACCCUCGCCGAGGAAAACGAGGACAAAUACGGCCAAUGGAACAAUCCCUGCGGCGGCGUCCCCUACAAAGCCGGCAACAUCACCGACUGGCCCCUCGGCGGCGGUUCCCUCUCCCUCGAGCUCCACCACCCCUGGACCUACGUCUACGUCAACCUCGGCCUCGGCGCAAACACCACAAACUUCAACGUCUCCCUCACGCCAGAGUUCCUCAACGUCACCGGCCGCGGCACCUUUUGCGUCAAGGAGCUCCCCGUGCCGCUGGACGACAUCAAGGACGGGCAGCUUGCGUCGCUGCAGGUCGUCACCAGCGGCGAGUCUGGCAACGCGCUCUACAACUGUGCCGAUAUUCGAUUCACAAAGAAUGCGACGCAGCUGAAGAACUGCACCGACUCGGAUGGCAUGGUUGUGCAGGCCAUCAAGGAGCAGAAUGGCAAUGGCACUGAUUCUGCCCAGAAUAAUGACAAGAAGAAUGCUGCUAGCCCGCUGAAUACCGAUAAGUCGGUCGUUUUGGCAACUGUUGCCUUCCUAGCGGUUGGAUUUUCUUUGGGACUGGGCAUCUAA
Messenger RNA from Trichoderma atroviride IMI 206040, 651 nucleotides. Lineage: Eukaryota; Fungi; Ascomycota; Sordariomycetes; Hypocreales; Hypocreaceae. The record is from RefSeq and is a predicted model, not a curated record.